This is a messenger RNA of Terrapene triunguis (Three-toed box turtle), 5754 nucleotides long. RefSeq names its product histone-lysine N-methyltransferase 2D-like. NCBI's taxonomy places the organism in Eukaryota, Metazoa, Chordata, Testudines, Emydidae. Gene Ontology annotation, molecular function: transcription coactivator activity; histone binding; histone H3K4 methyltransferase activity. Gene Ontology annotation, cellular component: MLL3/4 complex. Gene Ontology annotation, biological process: positive regulation of transcription by RNA polymerase II. The transcript is spliced from 16 exons. The annotation marks the transcript as partial. The record is from RefSeq and is a predicted model, not a curated record.
AGCCCCAGUAUUUCCGCUUCGAAGGCGUCUGGCUGACGGAGACGGGCAUGGCCGUGCUGCGCAACCUGUCCAUGUCCCCCCUGCACAAGCGCAGGCAGCGCAAGACCCGGCUGGGCACCCUGAAUGGGGAGGGGGGCCUGGAGGGGGGCGACCCCCUGGGCACGGACGAGAAGAAGGACGGGGAUCUGGACGGGGACGACCUGCUGAAGGGUGAAGUGGGCGUGGAGCACAUGGAGUGUGAGAUCAAGCUGGAAGCUGCCGCCAGCCCUGACCGGGACGGAGGGGCCGACGUGGACUCGGGGAAGGGGCUGGAGGAUUCGGAGGAGUGCAAGAAGAGGAAGCGGAAGCCCUACCGCCCCGGGAUCGGCGGGUUCAUGGUGCGGCAGCGGAAGUCCCAUACGCGGCUGAAGAAGGGCUCGGCAGCACUGGUGGAGGCAUGUCGCGAGGUGCUGAGCGCCGAGGGGCACCCGGAGGACGGGGCGCCGGCGGAGAUCCCAGCGGAGGGCGCUGCGGAGCAGGGCGCCACGGAGGGGGACGAGAAGAAGAAACGCCGAGGCAGGAAGAAGAGCAAGUUGGAGGAUAUGUUCCCUGCCUAUCUCCAGGAAGCGUUCUUCGGGAAGGCGCUCAUGGACCUGAGCCGGAAGGCCCUGCUGGCCGCAGGGGGUGUGGGGGAUGGAGCUGCCUGCCCCCCCUUUGGCCAGGGUGCUCCCAGACCCAGGGUGGACCCUGGGGUGCCCGGAACACUCCAGAGGGUGCCUGGAGAUGGGAAGGAGACCCCUGCCCAUCUGAAAGGGGACGACAGCAUGGACAGCAGCGCCCUGGUGGCCCAAGAGGAGGACCCGAAAGGGGCGGAAGCGAAGGCUGAGGACCCAGGGGCAGAGGAGCCGAAAGGUUCUCCGGAUCCUGGGGACAGCGAGAAGCCGGCGACGCCCGGCGAGGGUGCCCUGAGCUCCGACCUUGACAAGAUCCCCACAGAAGAAUUGCCCAAGAUGGAGAGCAAAGACAUCCAGCAGCUCUUCAAGGAUGUGCUGGGCUCUGCCGAGCGGGAGCAGCAGCUGAACUGCGUGGCGGCAGGGAUGGAGGCCGGCAUGGGAGGGCGAGACCCCAACCGAGCGCAGCUCUCCCAGAGGCCCUUCCUGCAAGGGAGUGUUUCUCUGGGCUCUCUCUCCUCCGCUGUCCCCAUAGAGUCCUACUCAGGAGUCUGCCAGUCCCCGUUCCUCGAUAACAGGGAGAGAAGCGGCUUCUUCAGCCCAGACCACUGCGAGCCCGAGAGCCCCUGGGCCAGCAGCUCGGCUGCCACCACCCCCUCCACGCCCACCACCCCGACCACGGAGGGUGAGGGGGAUGGGCUCUCCUACAACCAGCGGAGCCUACAGCGCUGGGAGAAGGACGAGGAGCUGGGCGAGCUGUCCACCAUUUCGCCCGUCCUCUAUGCCAACAUGAACUUCCCCAGCCUCAAGCAGGAUUACCCAGACUGGUCCAGCCGCUGCAAACAGAUCAUGAAGCUCUGGAGAAAGGUCCCAGCUCCGGACAAAGCCCCCUACUUGCAAAAGGCCAAAGAUAACCGGGCGGCUCAUCGCAUCAACAAGGUGCAGAAGCAGGCCGAGAGCCAGAUCAACAAGCAGACCAAAGGGGAGGUGCUGCGCAAGCCUGAGAGACCCUCACUGCACCUGAGGAUCCCGCCCCAGCAGGGGGCGCUGCCUGGUGCUGCGGGGCAGCCCGUCUACAUCAACAGCCCGGUGGCCCUGCCCGGCUCCGCAGAUGGGUUCCUGAAGUCCCCUGCUGGCGCCGAAGCAGCGGCUGAGUCCAGCGAGCUCUUCCUCAAGCUUCCUUCCCAGUCCCCAGCCCAAGUGCCUUCGCACGACCCCUACAGCUACCCGCUGGAGCCCCGCUUCCCCUCGCCCCUGGGCCAGAGCCCCACAGCCGGAGCUGCCUUCCAGCCCUUCCCCACACAACAGCAGCAGCUUCUGCCCACUCCCCGGCCGGCCCUGGGCCCCCAGCCUCCGGAGUUCCACCCCACCUCCCCCGGGACUCCCCGGCACCAGCCCUCCACCCCAGACCCCUUCCUGAAACCACGCUGCCUCAGUGGCUCUCUGGACAACCUGUCGGUGCCGGGGAGCCCCGGGGCCAGGCCCCCCGAGCCCCUGCUCUCGCCCCCUCCCUUCGGGGAGCAGAAGAGGAGCCUGGAGGCUGGGGGGCUGCAGGUGAAGAAGGAGGAAGGGGGCCCGGGAGUGUGUUCCCCUGGCUACAUGGCCGCCAUGGGCUACGCCGACUCCCCGUCCCACCUCUCCUCCGCCGAGCUGAAGGCAGCCGACGUGUUCAAAGCCCCCCUGACCCCACGGGUCUCUCAGGUAGAGCCACAGAGCCCAGGGCUGGCACAUCCCCACCCCCAGGCUCUGGCCCCCUCACCUCCCAGCCACCCCGACCUCUACAGGCAGUCGCCCUCCGUGUCCUGCUACUCGGACCCCUAUGCCCAGCCCCCCCUGACGCCCCGGCCACAGCCCCCCGACAGCUGCUGUGCCCUGCCCCCCAGGUCCUUGCCUUCUGACCCCUUCUCCCGCGUCCCUGCCAGCCCGCAGUCCCAGUCUAGCUCCCAGUCCCCUCUUACCCCCCGGCCGCUCUCCAAUGAGGCUUGCUGCCAGUCACCCGUCACCCCUCGCUUCCAGUCACCCGACCCCUACUCCAGACCCCCCUCACGCCCCCAGUCCCGGGACCCCUUUGCCCCCCUGCACAAGCCCCCACGGCCCCAAAUACCUGACUCCGGCUUCAAAUCGAUCCCAAUCUCCCACAAUCCCCCAGCUGGCAGUGGCUUCCCUCCGGCCCAGCCCAGUGACCCCCACUCCAAGGGGCCGGGGAGCCAGCAGCCCCCCUUCGCCCGCUCCCCUGGAGCCAGCGUCUUCCCUGGCGCCCAGGCCCAGAUGCGGUUCACCUUCCCCUCAGCUGUCUCGGAGCCCCUCAAGGGUUCCCCCUCCCACCAACCCCACGGGAUGAACAGCCAUUUUGCCUCUAGCCAGCCCAUGGGCAAGCCCCAAAGCGCCAACUAUGCCUCUUCACCCGGCUUCCACCAGGCCGGUAGCCCCCUGGGGCCUGGCAACUGCCCUGCUGAGACCUACAGCCUCUCUCCCCUGCGGCCCCCCUCGGUGCUGCCGCAGCAACCCCCCCACCCCCAGCAGCAGCAGGACGGCUCCCUGACCUACCUUCCCCGAGCCGGGAUGGCGCCGCCAGCUGACAAGCGGGACGAGGUGGUGUCGGGGAUCUCUGCUCUCCCCAGCCGGGAGCUGCCCGAACUGCCAGUCAGCCAGGAGGGCGCCGUCAGCAGCAUCAGCCAGUCGGAGCUGGAGAAGCAGAGGCAGCGCCAGAGACUCCGCGAGCUCCUCAUCCGCCAGCAAAUCCAGAGGAACAACCUGCGGCAGGAGAAGGAGAGCGCGGCCGCCGCCACCAGCUCCUCCCAGGCAGCGUGGAGCGCCGAAGCCAGCAGCCAGGCCUUCGAGCAGCUCAGGGGCCUGGCACCCUACCAGCCAGCACAGGACAAGAGCGCCCUCGGGAAUCUGCCCACAGCCCCCGGCAGCAGCAAACUCUCCGGGCCAGCCAUGGUGCCCGCGGCCUUCGCACCGGACGAACGGCUUUCCCGCCCGCCUCCCGCCGCCACGCCCUCCGCCAUGGACCUCAACGGCAGGCCGUCGGUGGGAGCCCCCCAGACCUUCUUCCCACGCGGCAUGUUCCAGGGGCCCUCACCACAGCAGCAGCAGAUGUGGCAGCAGCAGCAGGCGGCGGCUGUGCGGCUCCCCGGCCCCGCCCGCUUCCAGCAGCCACCUGGCCAUGAGCUCAGCCGGCCGGCGCUGGGAGGCCUGGCUGGGCGCAUGGCGGGCCCUGCCGAGCAGAUCCCGUCCUCGCCCGGCGCCGUGGGGGCCCAAUUCAUUGAGCUGCGGCACAAUGCCCAGAAGGGGGCAGCCGGGGGCAUGGGCUCCCCCUUUGCCCAGCAGGGCCCCCCGGCCAGACCACGCUUCUUCCUGCCCGGCGACGAGAGCUCCAGCCAGGCCCUGCGUGCCUCCGUCAUGCCUCUGCCAGCCCCAGUCCUGCAGCCCCAGAAGCUGCCGGCCCCUCUGCCGCCCUCCGCUACUUCCCCGCAGGGGGCUGAGCGGAGCCACCAGCCUCCCCCCAAAAGCGGCCCUCCGGUGCCCCCGCCUCCCAGCGGCCUGGAACUGCAGCAUGGCCCACCCCGCCCUCUGUCGUCAUCCUCCGGCUCUGGCCUGCGUCCUGACGGCCCCAAGGACGGCCCCGCCAUGGAGCCCCGGCUGGCUCCGGUCCCGGCUCCAGCUCCCAGCAAGAGCCACCUGGCGCUGGAGGGUGGGCGGCUCCCGUGCGAGGUGCCGGUGGAGCCUGACCUGGACGACGACUUCGACUCCCACAAGGACCUGGAGGAUGACGACCUGGCCAAUCUGAGCCUGGACCCGGACGUGGCCAAGGGGGACGACGACCUGGGCAACCUGGACAACCUGGAGACCAACGACCCCCACCUGGACGACCUGCUGAACGGCGAUGAGUUCGACCUGCUGGCCUACACCGACCCCGAGCUGGACACAGGCGACAAGAAGGACAUCUUCAACGAGCACCUGCGCCUGGUGGAGUCGGCCAACGAGAAGGCCGAGCGCGAGGCCCUGCUCAAGAGGGAGCCAGCUGGGCCCUGCCCCAAGGGCCCCGGGGAGCCCAAGGAGCUGGCACCCCCCAGGGAGGGGCUGCCGCCCGCCCCCUGCCCCUCCAGCACGGCACCGGCUCCCCACCCAACCUUCAAGGCCCAGGCCAGCAUCCUGGAAGCCAAGCCGGCCUCCCUGCCGUCCAGCGUCCAGCCCAAGCUGGAGGAAGGCUGCCUGAAGACAUCCCCCUGUCAGUUCAACACUGGCGCCUCUGACCGCCUCCCGGUCCCCAUCAAGUCAGAGGCCCUCCAGGGGGCCGAGAAAAUGGCUGCCUCCCUAGGCCUGACCCUCAAGCCUGGCCAGAACCUGCUGAGUGCCGGAGCGGGGCCCGUGCGGCUCGGCACAGCCCCCUUCCCUAACAACGGCCAAGCUGCCACCUCUGGCUCAGACAAGGGCCCCUACGCCGCCCCGGGCCGCGGGCUGGCACCCGGCCAGAGCCCUGCCCUGCUGGAGCUGGAGGGAGGGGCCUUGGGCCUGGCCAACGCCCAGCACUCGCAGGCUGACGACCUGGAGAAGAUGGAGAGCUCCCUGGUGGCCAGCGAGCUGCCCCUGCUCAUCGAGGACCUGCUGGAGCACGAGAAGAAGGAGCUGCAGAAGAAGCAGCAGAUGUCGGCCCACCUGCCGGGGGGGGCCCAGCACCUCCAGCCUGUGCAGCAGCAGCAGCACUCCAUACUGGCUCACCCUGCAGGGCCGGCCCAGCCCCCGGACGGGCAGGCUCCCCGCCUGGUGGGGCCCCAGCAACAGCUGCAGCUGGGCCUCAUCGCCAGGCAGCAGAACCUGGUGCCCACCCAACAGCUAAUGACGCAGCAGCAGCGGGUGGUGGGACCCCAGCAGGGCCAGGUGCUGGCCCCACACAUGGCGAUGGCGCAGCCCCAGCCCCACGUCCUUGCGGCCCAGCACGGCGUCCAGCCAGCGCUGACCCCACAGCCGAACCAGCAGCAGGUGCUGGUGCAGAAGCAGAUACCUGGGGUGCAGCCGACCCCCCUGGGCAUGAAACCCCAGCAGCUCGUCAUGCAGCAGCAACAGCAGCAAUUGGCCAACAGCUUCUUCCCCGACACAG